AGUCAUUUGACAUUAUAAAAGCACAUAACCAAAAUUGAGAAAGUGAGCAACUUUCAAUUCAUCCAUACUCUGUUCAAGAUUCUUUACCUCAAAAGCCAAAAAGAACCUAAUUCUCUUUACCUCCUACUAGUAUUUCAUUUGUCUUUAUUAUAUCAUAAAGAAAAACAAAGAUGGGGGCAACGCUAUCAAGAUUGAUAAAAAUGAUGUUUGCGAAGAAAGAAAUGAGGAUAUUAAUGGUGGGUCUUGAUGCUGCUGGCAAAACCACCAUUCUUUACAAGCUCAAACUUGGUGAAGUUGUCACUACCAUCCCCACUAUUGGGUUUAACGUGGAAACCGUGGACUACAAAAAUGUAGGGUUCACUGUUUGGGAUGUUGGUGGCCAAGACAAGAUCAGGCCUUUGUGGAGGUACUACUACCAGAACACACAAGGUCUUAUCUUCACGGUGGACAGUAACGACAGGGAGAGGAUUGCUGAAGCUAGAGACGAACUCCACCGGAUGCUAAAUGAGGAUGAGCUGAGGGAUGCAACUCUUCUAGUGUUUGCCAACAAGCAAGACCUUCCAAAUGCAAUGACUGUUGCUGAGAUUACUGAUAAACUUGGCCUCCACUCCCUCCGUCAGCGACGAUGGUAUAUACAGGCGGCUUGUGCUACCUCGGGUGAAGGGCUCUAUGAAGGUCUAGAUUGGCUUUCGAGCAAUAUAUCGAUCAAGGCUUGAUGAUGUUAUGAUGCCUGCAAGCAAGAGAGUUAGGAGCAUUGUUACCCAAUUAUAAAUACAUAUAUGUUGGACUUUUCGAUCAUUGUAGAAAAAAUGAGUGUUCAUUAUUGGUGUAUUGUGUUGCUAACCAUCAUGAGUACUACGUACGAAGCACUACGUAUGUUUUUAUGUAAUCUUGCUAUGCAUCCGAAAAAAGUAACUAGAUUGGAAACAUUAUACGGAGUAUGUAAAAAUAUAAUUGGGUUUUACCAUUUUGUUCCUUAA
Molecule: messenger RNA, 980 nt
Organism: Spinacia oleracea (spinach)
Lineage: Eukaryota; Viridiplantae; Streptophyta; Magnoliopsida; Caryophyllales; Amaranthaceae
Product: ADP-ribosylation factor 1
Exons: 7
Coding region: 171-716 (181 amino acids)
Molecular function (GO): GTPase activity; GTP binding
Source: RefSeq, a predicted model, not a curated record